Messenger RNA from Salmo salar (Atlantic salmon), 5866 nucleotides. RefSeq names its product sphingosine kinase 2. Gene Ontology annotation, cellular component: membrane; cytoplasm; intracellular membrane-bounded organelle. Lineage: Eukaryota; Metazoa; Chordata; Actinopteri; Salmoniformes; Salmonidae. The record is from RefSeq and is a predicted model, not a curated record. Gene Ontology annotation, biological process: sphinganine-1-phosphate biosynthetic process; sphingosine biosynthetic process; positive regulation of apoptotic process.
GAUAGUCUAGCCUAGACCGUAUUGACGACUGCUUGAGUCCAGUCUUGUCCUCAGUAACUUUCAGUCGUUCAUGACAUUAUCUGUGGCCUCCACAAUGCGGUGCACUGGCGCCGUCAACUAUUGGAGAAUGUCGGUGGGUCCCGAAUGUCUUUCCUUAUCAGGAUUGGACUUCCUCCCCGCCGCUCAAACUAUCCAGCCCUCCCGUGUUUCAUACACGCUUCCUGGAGGAUAACCACAUAGCCUUCCUACGGAGCAAGCAAGCCGGGGAGGCAGAAUGAGGUAUACAUAUCUAUGUGAAGGAACAUGAACAUCGACCCUUGAACUGAAGAAAUGACAACCCCCCGGCACAAUCUAGUAACAUUGUUGAGUUUUUAUCUGUUCUGUUUGGUUUUCCAUCUCUGUCUAUGAUGGAAAACAACUGAUUAUGGGGCAUUUUUCAUUCAGAUGACACUUAGCUACGCGGUCAAUGUCCAAAUCUAUCUCACUACUGUAAAUAUUUAAAUUCUGCCUUGACACACCUUUCUCCUGCCUCCACAUAUCUCUCAUUUCUGUGGAAGACCGGGACGUUUGACUCAGCACUUAACACGCAAUAUUCCACCACAAUCUAGUGCUAAGUAAAUUGCUAUAGCCUCCUUGCAAGACCAAGGUGUGUUCAUUUUUGUCUGAUUAAUAGUUUUAAUAUGUAUUGUUUUAUUUUGUUAUUUAAACUCUUGUUUGACAUGUAGCCGUCAUUUCUAAACUGCACUUUAUUGAUAAAUAUCAAGAUCAUUUCAAACUGUAAUUUAAGCAUAUCUUUGAGUUAUAUUUUUUUAAUCUUUAGGGGUAUAUAUAUUCUGUUUUAAUUUUAAACUGGAAAAGUAUAUUGUUUUUGUUUACAAGCCUUGUCUGUCGAUCAUUCCGAAAUGGACAAACCUAGAAUCUGAUAGCAUUUAAGGACAAGGCAGACAUAACCUGGAAUUGACUGAUCUAAGAUCUAUCCUUGUCUUCCGCAUUUCAUUGUGAAGGCUGGUGUUUUUCAUUGUUUUUAUGUUCCUCUGUUGGAUUGACACACUAAAGAGAAGAAUCUCCAUCUGAAGGCCAGUGGGAGUUAUUUUUCUUGGAUCGUACAAUACUCCUUUGAGUGCAGAUGGAUUUCACAUGUCAAACUCAGAGGUGCUUUUGUGGCGUUGCCUUUGCAUUUCAAGCACUGAAGUGGAAGAAUGAUUUUAAGGAGGUUUCAGGGAUAAAUAACUUGUUUUAGUUUUUAAGACAGACUGACAGGUCUAUAGUUAUAUUUUGGUUUUCCUAGCAGAUCCUAAGGAGAGGUGCUUCCAUUUGAUUCUCCUUUAAGGUGGCCAUCAGUGGCCAAGUGAACUGACAUGUUGUAUCACUACCUGAAUUUAAACAGACUUAUUCCAUCCAACAAACUGCCAACUGCAUGAAACACUCACACACCGUCCACCUGUCAGGAAACAGACCUUACCUACCCUAAACCUGAGGGUUGGAAGUCCUCUCCCCGUCAAGCCCACCACACUAAGGAUGCGUUCCCCAGAGCCCCCCAUCCCAUCCCCAGCUGAGGCGCUACUCCACUGCCAGUUCGGGGGCUGGGGAACGGGCAGCAGCUGCAACAACAGCUGCCCCAACAGCCCUGGGGGUCUGUCGUCCCUGUCUCCCUCCCCCAGCCCCUCUCCUGCCUCCAGCUACGCCUUGACCCUCACCCCCUCCCACAUCCACGUCCAGCGCCUGGCCCCCCGCCCUGGUAAAGAGGCACGUCUAAUACUACCCCUGUCAGAGCUGGCAGGGUGCAGCUGUCCCCGUGCCCCUGCUCCCCCCUUGCUGGUCCUAUACUGGUAUCCCCCGGGGAGACGGAGGAAGGGGGUGUCCAGGAGGAGGCAGGUGAGGGUGUACCUGGCUGAGGCCAGGGUGGAGGCUGAGAGAUGGUCCACUGCUAUUCAAUGUCUGCUCAGGGGAGUCACCAUCACUGCUGACACGGAAAUUGGCAAACGUCUACUGCCCCGUCCCCGAAGGCUGCUGCUAUUGGUGAACCCCUUCAGUGGGAGAGGCCAGGCUAUGCAGUGGUGUCAGACACACAUCCUGCCAAUGAUCAGAGAGGCUAACAUCAGCUACAACCUGAUACAGACAGAGCGACAGAACCAUGCCAGAGAGUUAAUCAAAGAGAUCUCCCUCUCACAGUGGGACGGCAUCAUCAUAGUCUCUGGAGAUGGCCUGCUGCACGAGGUGAUCAAUGGUUUGAUGGAGCGUCCAGACUGGGAACUAGCAAUAAAGACACCUGUAGGCAUCCUGCCCUGUGGCUCUGGAAAUGCCCUGGCUGGAUCCAUCAACCACCAUGCAGGUUAUGACAUGUGCCUUCGGGAGCCUCUCCUCCUCAACUGCUGUUUUCAGCUCUGCCGUGGCGGAGUCAAGCCCAUGGAUUUGGUCUCCGUGACAACCAGCCCCGCCCCUUCUCAAAAUGGCCGUCCGGGUCUUCCCAGAAGGAUGUUCUCCUUCCUGUCUGUGGCCUGGGGCUUUGUGUCUGACGUGGACAUCGAGAGUGAGAGGUACCGGGGUCUGGGCUCGGCACGGUUCACCCUGGGCACUCUGGUCCGCCUGGCCUCCCUGCGCUCCUAUAAGGGCCGUCUGUCCUACCUGCCCCCCUCCAUAGUCGCCACAUCCCCAGACGCCAUCCCUCCGCCCCUGCGCAGACCCCUGUCCCGCAGCAUCACUGAGGGCCUGGAGGGCUUCUGCCACACCCCCAUCCAACGCACCAGCUCUGACAUGGGCCUCAGCGAACAGAGGAGUCUGAGGAGGGUAGACACGGAAAGGGAGCGGGAGAGAGAGAUGGAGAGGCAGAGAGAGAGGGAGAGGAGGAGGGAGAGGGCCAGGGGAGGGGGAACGGGGGUGGUCAGGACGAGUAGCUUGGCAGAGGAUAGAGAGAGAGAGAUGGAGGGAGAGGCGGGGAGGUCAGGGACAAGUUCGGAGAGAUCUGGGACGAGUUUGGAGUCGAACGAAAGGGAAGAUUGCAGGAUGGGAAGGGAGGAUGGGAUGACGAGGAACAUGGAAGAAAGGCCAGAUGAGGAAAGAGAAGACGGAACGAUGGAGCAGGACUCAGGGGUGAUAGAGGAUAUAGAGGAGAGAGUGAGGAAUGGGGAAGGCAGCAGUGUCUCAAUGGAUGGGGUGAUGGAAGCGAAGGAGGUUGGAGAGGGGUACGGGGUGGACAUAGGGCAAGAGGCCAACGAGGACCCAGAGGGGUGUUACUUGUACCCAGACAACCUCCAGCAGACCAGACUGGCUCUAAGGAAGAAUUCUGCCCCUUCCAGCCAGAUAGCUAACGCCUUCUUUAGCCAGCCCCUCAGCCAGGAGGCUGACCCCGUGUCUGGAGCCUCGUACAGGGCAGAAGAGAUGGAUCUGAACGGAACAUACUUUCAGAAAGAAGCUUACCCACUGGACAUCGCCCGGGAGAGAGCCCUCACCAUAUCCUCUCCCUUCAGACACUCUCCUUUCUCCUUCAAGCCCAAAUCUCUGGACCAGAACGCAUCCCGCCCCAGACCCCUAUCCCUCCUCCACCACCCCCACUCCAACUCCCUACCCCCCAAACUCCCCUCCCUGUCCCUCUCCCUCUCUCCCACGCCCCCUUCCUCCCCGUCCUGCGCCUCCCCCCACUCCUCCUCCUACCUCGUUCCACGCCCCAACACCCCCAACUCUACCUCCCCUUCCCCGUCUCUCCAGUCCCCCUCCCCCUCCUUUACCUUUGACAUUGCAGAGCCUGCCGGACCCCUCAAGAACCACCCCCCGUCUCACUCCCUUUCAACCCCCCGGGAUGACCUCCUGCCCCCCUUGGACCAGGCCCUGCCGACCCGGGACUGGGUGACCAUUGAGGGGGACUUUGUGCUUGUGCUGGCGAUCUACCAGUCCCAUCUCGGGGCAGACCUCCACGCCGCCCCCCAAGCCAGGUUUGACGAUGGGCUGAUCCACCUGACGUUUGUGCGGGCAGGGAUCUCCAGAGCCACCCUGCUCCGUCUGUUCCUGGCCAUGGAGAGGGGGGCACACCUGUCUCUCAGCUCCCCCUAUGUGAGCCACGUCCCAGCCAGGGCCUUCAGGCUGCAGCCCCUCUCCCCACGAGGAACACUCACUGUGGACGGGGAACUGGUGCCAUACGGCCCGCUGCAGGCACAGGUCCAUCCCUCUAUGUCCCGGCUCAUUGUCGGCGACUCUGGAGUGAAGAUCACCCGAUUCUGACAAGGGAUUGGCUGACCAGAUCAGCUGAUACGGCGCUCUCUUCAAUUAUAUCAUCUCUGUUGCCAUCUACGUUCACAGAGAAAGAGGAGAAAAAAGCCUCAGAGACUGAAAAUAGCCCAAAUCAUUUCUGGGGUUUAAUGGAAGGGAUCACCUGCUGAGCAGAGCGGCGGUGCAGGACGCAAGCCGAGGGAUUAAUAGAGAAUUUUAAAAACGGAUGAAAACAAGCUUUGUUGCACAGCUGUUGGAUUACACUCCGUUUAUCCUGAGAAGCCUGUACCUGCAUAGCCAUGGGAACAAAAUAGGGGGGGGAAACAAGUUGAAUGUGUAUGGGGGAGUGUGUAUUCAGUGCAUGUGUGUGGUGUAUACAUUCUAGUAUGCACAAAUGGCAUGCAGAGAUGCACAUUUCCUGACCUUGCCUUACAGAGAGAGUUCAGAUUUCUUUGUUCUCUAUCAAAGCUGUCCUAGAACAGUUCUAGUUCUAUAUCAGAACUCUCAAAACUGUCCUAGAACAGUUCUAGUUCUAUAGCAGAACUCUCAAAACUGUCCUAGAACAGUUCUAGUUCUAUAGCAGAACUCUCAAAACUGUCCUAGAACAGUUCUAGUUCUAUAUCAGAACUCUCAAAACUGUCCUAGAACAGUUCUAGUUCUAUAGCAGAACUCUCAAAACUGUCCUAGAACAGUUCUAGUUCUAUAUCAAAACUGUCCUAGAACAGUUCUAGAACUACUUCAGAGGGAGCCACACCCUCAUGCAAAUGUAGAUCCCCUUCCGUAUUGGAACCUCCGUCCUUCCCUGUAAUGCCUUAAAGUACAUCUCCUGUGACUUUGCCCUUUCUGUCUUAUAUAAGAAGCCUAAACCUGCGACUCUGCAAACCUCCAUUCACCAGAGGCUGGUGGGAGGAGCUAUAGGAGGACGGGCUCAUUGUAAAGACUGGAAUGGAAUUAAUGGAAUGGUAUCAAACCCAUACAAAACCCCAUGUUUGACUCCGUUCUAUUUAUUCCAUUCCAGCCAUGACAAUGAGCCCGUCCUCCUCUGCCAUCCAGGUAAAUCAGAGGGGACUGUCCACUACAGGAAAAACAAAGCAAAGCUGAUGAGCAUACUGUGGUGUUAAGUUUGUAUUGGUGUGUAUGAAAUAUCUGUGAACAAAGGAAGUUUAUUAGCAAUCCCAUGGAGACGAUUACUCCUAGAAUAAACCAGUAAAGUUAGAUCAACACUGAAAUAAAGAUAAAGCUCAUUGAGUCCUUAUACACGGUAUUCCACAAUAGUAGGAUAGAUGGGACUGUUGAACAGUAGCCAUCAUGGUGUAUAGUGCAUUUGACUGUUUUUCUUAGCAAAAAGGGUGCAUGAUGAUGAUGAUGACGAUGCUAGAUUAUGAAGUUGCAACACAGUGAGCACGAGACUGUUGCUUGAUCAAGUUUCAUGUAUGUUGUCACGGAAUCCUCUGAAAGUCUCACAAAGACCCAGAAUGCUGGUUGUUUUCAGCAAAUAGUCACUAGCUCCACAUGUGUAAACUGCCUUUUUACAUACCUCUGUUGUAGUCGAUUUUAAUUGAUAUAAUUGUGAGUAGAUUCUGAAGUGUUAUGCAGCUGCAGAAAAUCAACACUCGAUUGUAUUCUGUCUUUUAGAUAAAGAUUGCUGUUGAAAGGAACAAGA